Messenger RNA from Apaloderma vittatum (bar-tailed trogon), 1823 nucleotides. It is a transcript of the gene ATG4B, whose product is annotated as autophagy related 4B, cysteine peptidase. Gene Ontology annotation, molecular function: protein-phosphatidylethanolamide deconjugating activity. The transcript is spliced from 12 exons. The annotation marks the transcript as partial. NCBI's taxonomy places the organism in Eukaryota, Metazoa, Chordata, Aves, Trogoniformes, Trogonidae. The record is from RefSeq and is a predicted model, not a curated record.
CUACUCUUACAUAUGACACACUCAGGUUUGAAUAUGAAGACUUCCCUGAGACCAAAGAACCAGUUUGGAUCCUCGGCCGGAAAUACAGUGUUUUUACAGAGAAAGAAGAGAUCCUGUUGGAUGUGACCUCUCGGCUUUGGUUCACCUACAGAAAGAAUUUCCCUGCUAUUGGAGGAACUGGUCCCACAUCUGAUACUGGCUGGGGCUGUAUGUUGCGAUGUGGCCAGAUGAUCUUUGCUCAGGCCUUGGUCUGCAGGCAUUUGGGAAGAGACUGGAGGUGGAUAAAAGGGAAGAGGCAGAUGGAUAAUUACUUCAAUGUUCUUAAUGCCUUCAUUGACAAAAAAGACAGCUACUACUCCAUUCACCAGAUAGCCCAGAUGGGAGUUGGAGAAGGAAAAUCCAUAGGUCAGUGGUAUGGACCAAACACAGUUGCACAAGUGCUCAAAAAACUUGCAACUUUUGAUACGUGGAGUUCACUGGCAGUACAUAUAGCUAUGGACAACACAGUCGUAAUGGAAGAAAUCCGGCGGUUGUGCCAGUCCAACUUCCCAUGUGCUGGAGCUGCAAUGUGCCCUUCUGUGGAGUCAGAUGUACUCUAUAAUGGGGAAGCAGGGGUUAGAGAUAGGCUCUCACUGUGGAAACCGUUGGUGCUGCUGAUACCUCUCCGCCUUGGGCUCACGGAGAUCAAUGAAGCCUAUAUUGAAACACUAAAGCACUGCUUCAGGAUGCCCCAGUCCCUUGGAGUGAUCGGAGGGAAACCAAACAGUGCUCACUACUUCAUUGGCUAUGUAGGUGAGGAACUCAUUUACCUGGAUCCCCACACUACGCAGCCUGCAGUGGAGCCCAAUGAAGGUGGCUGUCUUCCAGAUGAAAGCUUCCACUGCCAGCACCCUCCCUGCAGAAUGAGCAUUGCUGAGCUCGACCCCUCCAUCGCAGUGGGCUUUUUUUGCAACACAGAAGAGGACUUCAACAAUUGGUGCCAGCAAAUCAAAAAGCUGUCCCAUGUAAGAGGAGCACUGCCAAUGUUCGAACUGGUUGAACGCCAGCCAACGCAUUUCUCCAAUCCUGACGUCCUGAAUCUCACACCAGACUCCUCUGAUGCCGACAGAUUGGAAAGGUUCUUUGACUCAGAAGAUGAGGACUUCGAAAUCCUAUCCCUUUGAAAUCAAAUAGGAAACUGACUCUGCAAAUUUGUGUCAUAUGUGGGGAGGAGGGGGGGAGGGAAGCUCCUUCGAGAGCCUGGGGCUACCGGUUUUCAUAGGCGCUUGCUGCCAUCUCCGCCUCUUUGUCCAUCCUGGCAUUCUGUGCAGCCUCUGAGCGGAGCGUGCAUUGUCUGUGUUGGGAUGAAGAACCAAGCUGGGUAUUACAGCCUUACUGGCUGGAGUCAGAAUUUCUCAGUAGAAAACAGUUGCUGGAAGUGGACGCUAUGGUGCUUAGGAGUUCAAAGCCUAUCUGUUACAUCAGCAGGUCAGUUGGCCUUCUGGGGGAGGCAUAGAAAUUGUUAGAGCACUAAAUCCUUACAUGGGGACUCCCCUCUGAAGCUUAAAUAGAGCCACCCGUCCUUUAGCAGGUGAAGUGUACAGUUAAUUCCUUUAGCAGCUUCUCUUCUCACUGGCCAACUUUGGACUGCAGCUCACAACUCAAAUGAACAACAGACAUGUCCCAACAAGACAGCUGUGAAGCCCCUGGAGUGCAAGUGGUGAGGCAGUACAACUCCUGUUCAUGCUUUGCAGUACACAGCACUUCCUCUCAGGUGUAGCACCCCUUUGCUUCUCACAUCCUAUGGAAAGGAAGUUGAGGAAAUUUACAAGUGACUGGUAACU